AUGGGUUUUACUACUGGUUUUACCGGCGGCGUAACCCUAACUCUCUCUCUGGCCUACCUAACCGUCCUGGCACAUCAACGCAACCGCGCUUCUCAAUCCCUCCACCUACACCACCAAUCCCAAGUCCUGACUUCCCUCCUUGAAAAACAACCCAUCCCACCCCCAAAAUCGCGCUCAGAACUCGCCCGCGAAGAAAGAAGUACGCUUAUUGAAGCUGCAAAGGAUAGGUGGAAUGCCGAGAUUGAGAAUUCAGUUCGGUGGGUCCAGAGGACGGAUUGGGAAGAUGUGAGAUGGAGAAUGGAAGGCGCGGUUAGCAGGGCACUAGGAUUGGGAUUGGAGAGAAGCAGAGAGGGUAUUCAAUAUGGAGAAGAGAUCGCCGGGGAGAAAUUGAGAGAUUUCAGGGAGGAGGCCAGAGAGGACGCAAAGAGAGUCGCUACGGGCGCUGUGGCGGGCGUUGAAAGAGGUGUUGCUGGAACAAGGGGAGCGAUUGAUGCUUCUUCUCAAAAGCUGAAGGAGGCAGAGGCUAGAAUUCCUUCGUAUCCUGAAAUCGAACGGAAAGCGGGAGGAACAAUUGAUGCCGCUCGUGGUGGGAUCCGCAAUGCAGUUUCUCGAGGCAUCGAAGCCGGCAAAGGAUAUGCGCAAAAAGCAGGUGCAGCAGUCGGAAUUGCAGAACAGAAAAUUGAGGAAAAGGUCGCGCUUAUGUCGGGUUCGAGCAAAUCUGCGAAUUCGGAUAUGGAGAGGGCUUUGAGAGAGAGAUUUGAGGGUCCAUCUCAGUUGGAUAAGAGUGUGCAGCAGGCGCUUGAGGAGAGAUAUACACCAAUUAAUCAGAGGGAUAAUGGAACUUUGAGGGGUAUAUGA
Messenger RNA from Botrytis sinoallii, 858 nucleotides. RefSeq lists its product as uncharacterized. Gene Ontology annotation, biological process: cristae formation. Gene Ontology annotation, cellular component: MICOS complex; mitochondrial crista junction. The coding region runs from base 1 to 858 and encodes 285 amino acids. The transcript is spliced from 2 exons. The record is from RefSeq and is a predicted model, not a curated record. NCBI's taxonomy places the organism in Eukaryota, Fungi, Ascomycota, Leotiomycetes, Helotiales, Sclerotiniaceae.